AUGAGCGGCGACGAAAGCAUCAACGGCCUCGCGGCCCAGAUCUCAGAGCUCGCAGGCGGCUUCACCAAGUCCCUAGCAGAGGCCAGCGUCGCCGAGCCCAACUUCACGGCCGCCAGCGCAACCAGCUACGAGAACCUGACGGGGGACAUGUUCCUCCGCCGGCAAGAGCUCCUCGACAAGAUCACAGACCUGUGGUACCUCGUCCAAGGCCCCAGCGAGAGCAUCUUCAACUACGUCCACACGUGCGUCCCCGACAUCAUGGCGCUCAACCUCAUGAACCACUUUGACUUCUGGGCCGCCGUGCCCCUCGACGGCUCCGCAUCGGCCGCCGACGUCGCCCAGCACGCCAACCUGCCCGAGGAAGUAGCCCGGCGCGUGCUGGAGCACGCGCUCACGCUGCGCCUCUUCGCCCCCGAGGGCGACUUCAAGACGACGGGGCGGGUGCGGCACUCGUGCCGGUCCGCGGCGCUCGUCAAGUCGGCCGGCCUGCGGGCCCUCGUGUCAACCGUCAUCGACGACGCCGGCGCGCCCAUGCUCGCCAUGAACCGCGCCCUGGAGCUGUACGCCCGCGGCGAGGCCGGGCUCCCCCGGGACAUGGACAAGACGGCCUUUGCGCUGUACCAGCGCGGCGGCACGGUGGGCGGCUACAAGACGUCGUGGGAGUUUAUAGAGAGCGACGGCGAGGGCGACCGCAAGGGCUGGCGGCAGAGGAACUUUGUCGAGUUCAUGCGCUACCUCAAGGAGAUCUUUCGCCUGGAGACGGUUCUCGAGAAGUCGUUUGACUGGAAGGCCGCGGGGAAAGCCACCGUGGUGGAUAUUGGCGGUUCCGGCGGCCACGACUCGUUCGCCCUGGCGCAAAAGUUCCCAGAGCUCAGCGUCGUCGUGGAGGAUUUGCCGCAGGCGCAGGCGGGCUUCGACAAGCACCAGCCCGCGGAGAUGAAGGACAGGGUCACGUUUGUGGCGCACGACUUCUUCCAGCCGCAGCCUGUCGAGGCGGACAUUUACCUGAUCAAGUUGAUUCUGCACGACUGGCCGGACGACGAGUGCGUGCGGAUCCUGCGCGGGCUGGUGCCGGCCAUGAGGCCCGGCGCGCGCGUCUUCUUCCUCGACUACGUGGGCAAGCAGGAGGCCGGGGAGGGCGAGGCGCCGAUGCCCCGGUCGAUACAGCAGAUGGGCACGGCGACGGACCUGAGGAUGAUGGCGCUGUUCAACGCCGAGGAGCGCCCGGCGGAGGCGUGGCGGGCCAUUUUCGAGGCUGCCGAUGGGCGGUUCGACAUUGUGCGCCUGGAGGCGAAUCCCUUGAGCUUCUUUGUUGUUAUUGAGGCCGUGUGGAGGGGCUGA
Molecule: messenger RNA, 1341 nt
Organism: Metarhizium brunneum ARSEF 3297
Lineage: Eukaryota; Fungi; Ascomycota; Sordariomycetes; Hypocreales; Clavicipitaceae
Gene: AMT9
Product: O-methyltransferase AMT9
Molecular function (GO): O-methyltransferase activity
Source: RefSeq, a predicted model, not a curated record